CAGGCCAUUAUUGGGCAGUGCGGCCCCUCACGCCGUCCCGCCCGGUGCUCGCCCGGCUCGGAGCUUCCGGCGACGUCCAGGCCAGGUCGCGGCGGUGCCACCACGGGCGGCCCCUGGCAGGGCAGCAGCUCGAAUCCCUUGUGGCGUGGCGUCUCUGUCGGCUCCGGGGGUACCCCGAAAUGCCAACAGCUCCUCAGGCAUCGAAGCCGAAGUCAAAGGACCCUUAGAACCUGGGAGAGUGUCAUGGAGCACAAGACCGAGGACAAGGACCGGCAGCGGCACAGCCUGACCUUGCUGAACCGGCUGAGGCGCAUGCGCGACUCGGCCGAGAUGGUGGACGUGGUGCUGGUGGCGGAGGAGGAGCGCUUCCCCUGCCACCGCGUGGUCCUGGCGGCCUUCAGCCCCUACUUCAAGGCCAUGUUCUCGUGCGGGCUGCUGGAGUGCGCGCAGCGGGAGGUGGCGCUGCACGACGUCCCGGCCCAGGGCGUGGCCGCGGUGCUGUCCUACAUGUACAGCGCGGCCCUGGACCUCAGCCCCGCCACCGUGCAGGCCGUGGCCACGGCGGCCCGCUUCCUGCAGGUGGACGAGCUCUUCGCCGUCUGCCAGCGGUUCCUGGCCGAGCACAUGGACGCCGCCAACUGCGUGGGCAUCUACCGCUUCGCCAAGCUGCUGGGCGCCGAGGACCUGCUCGAUCGCUCCAGGAGGUUCCUGCACCAGCACUUCGCCGAGGUCAGCCUCCACGAGGAGAUCCUGGAGGUGGACCUGCACCACCUCCUGGCCCUGGUGCAGUCGGACGAGCUCAACGUGACCCGGGAGGAGGGCGUCCUGGACCUGGUGCUGCGCUGGGUCGCCCGGGACCAGGAGGCGCGCGCCCCGCACCUGGCCCAACUCCUGCAGCAGGUGCGCCUGGAGCUGGUGGCCCCGGCCUUCCUGAGGGAGGCCCUGCGCAGGAACACCCUGCUGCUCAGCGACGCCGGCUGCAUCGACCUGCUCCAGGGCGCCUUCAAGGCCCUCCGCGCGCCCCCCCAGCGCGCCCCGCACCUGCGCUACGGCAUGGAGACCACCAGCCUCCUGCUCUGCAUCGGCAACGACCCCUCGGGCAUCCGCUCGCGGCACAGGAACUACGGGGACGCCAGCUUCUGCUACGACCCCGUGGCCAGGAAGACCUACUUCAUCUCGUCUCCCAAAUACGGGGAGGGUCUGGGGACCGUGUGCGCUGGCGUGGUCCUGGCCGACAACACCCUGAUCGUGGCCGGGGAGGCCACGGCCUCCAGGCUCUCGAGACAAAGGAGCAAGAACGUGGAGAUCUACAGGUACCGUGACGGAGGCAGCCCGUGUUGGGAGAAGCUGGCCUCCACCGAGUUCCGGGAGCUGUAUGCUCUGGGCAGCGUCCACAAGGACCUCUAUGUGGUCGGAGGCCAGAUGAAAGUCAAAAACCAGUACCUCGUCACCAACUGUGUGGACAGGUACUCCGUGGAGCGCGACACCUGGAAGAGAGUGUCCCCCCUCCCGCUGCAGCUGGCCUGCCACGCCGUGGUGACCGUGGGGGAGCAGCUCUAUGUGAUCGGGGGCUGGACCCCGCAGAUGGAUCGCCCCGACGAGGAGCCUGACCGGUUGAGCCACAGGCUCCUGCAGUACGACCCGGGCCAGGAUCGAUGGCGGGAGCGGGCGCCCAUGCAGUACGCCAAGUACCGCUUCAGCACGGCCGUCCUCCACGGGGAGAUCUAUGUGCUGGGGGGAAUCGGCUGUGUGGGUCGAGACCAGGGCCAGGUGCGGAAGUGCCUGGACGUGGUGGAGAUCUACAACCCCGACGGGGACUUCUGGAGGGAGGGCCCGCCCAUGCCCAGUCCCCUGCUCUCCCUCCGAACCAACGCCAGCAGCGCAGGCGCCGUGGACGGCAAGCUCUACGUCUGCGGGGGAUUCCACGGAGCAGAUCGCCACGAGGUCAUCUCCAAAGAGAUCCUGGAGCUGGACCCUUGGGAGAACCAGUGGAACGUGGUGGCCGUCAACGUCCUCAUGCACGACAGCUACGACGUGUGCCUAGUGGCCAGGAUGAACCCCCGGGACCUCAUCCCGCCCCCCUCGGACCUGGUGGACGAAGACGGUGGGCACCGAGGCCCGUGAGGGUGCCGGGCCUCCGCCGGGCCUCCACUGGGCCUCCGCUGGGCCUCCGCAGAUCACUCCGCCCUCCGGCAGGUGGCAGCCGAGGGCGGCAUGUUGUCGUGUGUUGCGCGCAUAGUGACCUCUGUGCAGAGCAGCGUGUGCUGGGCGCCGGGAGCCGGGUAGAGAGACGGCGGGGAGGAGGAGGAGGAGGAAUGGUCCCAUGGUGACGUCACGGGAAAGGCCGUGCAAAGGCCCUGAGGCAGGGAAGUCCACCAACCCCAGCCAGGAACAGCCUUGGCAAGAACGACUGCCCGCCAGCCGCCCCCGGGCCCCAGUGUGGGGACGUGGAAUCGCCCCUUCCGCCCACAGUGGAGCCCAGCGAGUCACCCUUCGAGUGUAUUUUAGGGGUGACAUUUUAAAUGACGCGGGAAGGCCAUCCGUGUUGCUGCCGUCCGUGUUUCCAGAAGCCGGGCAGAUGCGUCCGGGUAGCUCUUCCUCUGUGGCUCCUUCCGGCGCUGCCCAGGGCUCCUGGGUCAGUGGGUGACUUCCCUGGGCUGUCUCCUGCGCGGGCUGUGACAGUCGGGACCGUCCUCCUGGGUCCCCGCAGCUGCUGGCCCUGGCAGGAGAGGCAGCCCCUAAAGGAGCCUGUUGGGAAUCUGUUUCUGCCCCCGGAAAAGGGGGACCCAGGAGGCUCAGUGUGGCCUGUCCCCAAGGAAGACCCUAGGACGCAGGGGCCAGGUCUGUCUCUUCAGGGUUGUCCCCAGCGUGUUGUCCUACCUGUCACCUGGGUGGAUCUCUGGGUAGCCAGAAAGGGACAGCACUUGUAAGACACAGGGCUUGGUCUCUGAGUGGGUCUGUGACUCGAAAUGAGCUCAUUCUAGCCAGGCCGGUGGCCCACGCCUGUCAGCCCAGCAGCUGGGGAGGCUGAGGCAGGAGGACCGCAAGGUGGAGGCCAGCCUCAACAACUCGUGAAGCCUUGAGCAACUCAGCGAGACCCUGUCUCUAAAUAAAAUAUAAACAGGGGCUGGACGGGCUCCGGGGUGAAGUGUCCCUGGGUUCAAUCCCUGGCGCCAAAAGAAACGUCCCUUCUGCUCCCGACUGGAGGGUCACACGCUGCCACUUCCUCUUCUACUGUGAGGCCGCCGGCUCCUUUGGUCAGUCUGGGCUGAGGAUCAGCUUCCGAGUGCCCCCACGCCCCCAGGUUCCCUGUCUGGGAACCCCUGCUCUUAUCCCCCCAGAACAUUCUGGAAGCCUCCCCCUUGUCCUGGGUCCGGGAGGCCAUGCUGGGGGAUCCUUGGUGCAACUACUCUGCUCAGCACCUGCAGUGGACAGGGCUCCCUGGGUGUCCCCCUCCCCCCUGGAGGAUGGAGGGGAAAGACCUAAGCUGUGCCCAAGAGCUGGCCUGGAGCAGGAGGCGGAGGCCGCACCAGGGCUCCCAGAAGCGCCAGAGCAGCAAACAGCGUGUCGCUGUGUCGCCGACGUCGUCGUCAUUAUUAUUAUUUAUUUAUUUAUUUAUUUUUGAACCCAGGGGUGCUUAACCCCUGAGCCCCGUCCCC
Messenger RNA from Urocitellus parryii (Arctic ground squirrel), 3659 nucleotides. RefSeq names its product kelch repeat and BTB domain containing 12 (gene Kbtbd12). The record is from RefSeq and is a predicted model, not a curated record. NCBI's taxonomy places the organism in Eukaryota, Metazoa, Chordata, Mammalia, Rodentia, Sciuridae. Gene Ontology annotation, molecular function: protein binding.